GAACAAACUUGAUACGUACGCGAAAGAAUUCCCAAUACAAUUUCCUGUUUUACAAUCAAUAUCGAAUAUCCCACAAUAUCCUAGAUUGUAUUUUAAUACUUAGCAAUUUGUCACAAAAAGUAAACCGGCAAAAAACCAUUCACUUGGAAUUAUAUAUCUUGUUCAAGAUUUGCAAAGCAGGUGGGAGAGAACAAGACGAAGCGAAAGAAUAAUAUAGGAUAGGAGGCCGCAAUUGUAUUUAGAGAUUGCCUAUCAUCAAUCCUUCUGCUUAUUUUCCCAGGCCACAAGCCUACACAUUUUGAAAAUUCAGCCCCACAACAUCUUUACCAUCAAUAUCUUUUCGCCUGGGAUGGACUCAUCAAGUGCUCCCCGCGGACGCGGAAGAGGAAGAGACUAUGGACGAGGCCGUGGAAAUAACGAUAGAGCACCACGUUCCUAUACCAACUCAUCUCCAGUUCCGCGCAUCGCGCUCCUGCAUCCCGGAACACCGGUAUCGAUUGUUUUGAAAAUGGACCAGGGGAGCGGAAGGGAAGUGAAGGGGUUUGUGGGAGAGCUUUUGACGAGGGGAGAUCAUCCGAGGGGAGUGAAGGUUAGGUUGAGGGAUGGACGGGUGGGGAGAGUGCAGAGGUUGUGUACAGAGGCGGAGGCGGAGGAGGGAGAUGGGGGGAUGAGGGGGUUGGGGAGGAAUGGGGAAGUGGGUGGUGUUGAUUUGGGCGGUAGGAUGGGAGGGGUAGAGAGAGGAGGGGGAGGUGGUAAAACGUACUCAGACUUUAGGACAGAUGGGCAUGAUGAAUCUUCUGCGGCGAGUAACAGUGCAGGAGCCAGUUUGGAAGAUUAUAUUGUUGUGAAAGGAAAUCGUAAGGGGAAGAAAAGUAAACCCGAAGAAAGCCAAUUUACUGAGGAGGCCAAGAAGAAGCAAGAAGAAAGUGGUAAAAAUGAUGAGGAAGUAUUAUCGGAGGAAAGAUCAACAGGAGAAGUGUUCAAAUCGGCUAUGAGUACAUGUCCUGUUUGUGGAGAUUUUGAGGGGGAUGAGAUGGCGGUUGCGCAUCAUGUUAGUGGUCAUUUUGAAUGAUUGUCUGGGAUGAGAUGUUUGAGGGUGAUUAAGGGGAUUCAUCAGAGGAUUCUUGCAUAUUUGGAUUUUGGAUCAUGUGUAUAUCAAAUUACUUGAAUAGUCAUAAAGGGGUAGCUCUCACGAUUUCAGGUGAAUUUGGUAGCUACUUCUGUUGAUUCAAUUCAUGGACUAGUUGUAGCAAAUAAAAUUAGUAACUUCUUCUUAGUUUCAAAGGAGAGAAAGAAAUCGAUAAGACUA
This is a messenger RNA of Botrytis cinerea B05.10, 1309 nucleotides long. RefSeq lists its product as hypothetical. The transcript has a single exon. NCBI's taxonomy places the organism in Eukaryota, Fungi, Ascomycota, Leotiomycetes, Helotiales, Sclerotiniaceae. Bases 350 to 1072 code for a protein of 240 amino acids. The record is from RefSeq and is a predicted model, not a curated record.